This is a messenger RNA of Paramecium octaurelia, 3111 nucleotides long. NCBI's taxonomy places the organism in Eukaryota, Ciliophora, Oligohymenophorea, Peniculida, Parameciidae. The record is from the annotation of a GenBank genome assembly.
AUAAAAUAUUAUGCAAUAAGAAAAACAGAGUAACAUUCAGCUGACUGAUAUUGAGGCUGCAAAAUUAAAGAAUAAGGCUUUGAAAUACCAAAUUCUAUAAGCAGCGCUUUCUUAGAGCUUCCCAUCAGAUGAUAACGAUCAGUUUUAUAUUUUAAGCAUAAAGUAAUUUAAAUAGUUGAUUUAAGAUGGCUUAAUUAAUGGAAAAAAUAUGUUUCCUAUGAGGAGAUUGUGGCUGACAAACCACCAAGUGAGUAUUUCGGAAGAAUUAAACUUGAUAAAAUUAAUACUGAUUUAUAAGAUAAUGUGCUUCCAACAUUUAAGUAUUAGCCUAUAAGUAGCCAUCCUUGGAACAUAAUUAUAAAAUAAGGCUUACAGGAAAAUGUUAAUUAUGUAGUUAUCGAUAAGAAUAUGUGGGAAUUUUUUACAACUUACUAUGCAGGAAUUCCAAUAACUAGCAAAUUGGUGAAUGUAAAUUUUUUAAGAGUAUUUAUAAUAUAUAUUCAUCUUUAGUUUAAAUGCGUCUUGCUUUAUCCAAGAAUAAUCGAAUAAAUAUAUUCUGGCUACAUGGAGGGACAAACAUUCCAGAGUGAGGUGAUGUAAGUAGAUGGAAACAUGAAAUUCAAAGACUAUUAAACUUUGAUAUAAAGAGCAGCGCUUACUUUUACAGAAAAUUUUGCUAAAGAUAACAGUGUUAGAAUUUGGAGAUAUAUCACAGACUAGAACGAUCAAUAUAAAGCUUUGUUUGAUGAAAUUUACAAAUAAGUAUGUGAAUUAGAAUUUUAAGAUAAAAUGUGUUUUGAUUUCAAUGGAGAGCUGCUUACACAUCAAAAGUAUGACUCUAUAAAAGAUAUCGGUAUUACUGACACCGAACUCAUUGUAAUUGAAGUAAUAUGCAAUUUAUACAUUUAGUUUAAAGUUGAUUCUAAACCAUGGUGUAUUAGAAAUUAAGCAGUGUAGAUAGAAGGAGAAUGUCAAUAUUGUCAUGCUUACAAAGUUCUAUCGUUUCCAUGUGUUUGCAAAAAAGUUGCUUAUUGUCAAGAAGAAUGCAAAUAAAAAGAUUAGUAUUCUCAUUUUUCUAUUUGUGAAAAGUUUGGUUUAGAUGAUGAAUAAAUUAAAAACCUUACUCUUGUAUAAACAUCUAUUAAGGGGAUUGUGGGUUUAUAAAAUUUAGGAAAUACAAGUUUUCUGAAUAGUGGAACCUAAUGCAUUUCCAACUCAUAUCCUUUGGUUGAAUAUUUCUUGAAGAAUUUAUAUUUAGAUGAGAUAAAUAUGGAGAAUCCUAUAGGUACACAUGGAUAAUUAGUUAAAAAGUUAGGAUCACUCAUUAAAAGAAUGUGGUGUGGAGAUAGAAAGAUAAUAACCCCUACAGACUAUAAAAAGGCAGUUGAAUAAUUUUAUCCAGUGUUUUCAGGUUAUCAUACACACGAUUCAUCUGAAUUAAUAACUGCUAUUUUAGAUGGAAUUCAUGAAGAUUUAAACAGGGUGAAAAAGAAACCAUAAAUUGAAUAUAAGGGUUAUGAUGGUCGACCUGAUUUUGUUCUUGCUAAAGAGAGUUGGUUGAAUCAUCUGGCUAGAAACUAAUCGAUCAUUGUGGAUCUCAUAAAUGGACUAUAAAAAUUUAUAUUCAAGUGCCCAACUUGCAACCAUGUUUCAGUUACUUUUGAACCUUAUUUAAUAGUAGAAGUAGACAUUCCAACUGAAAAAAAGAGAACUAUUUCAUUUAAAUUUUAUGAACAUCUAUUUAGAAGUACAUAAAUGACAAUCCCUUUUGAUAAAAAUAUAAAUAUUCCUUUAAAAGAAUAUUUGAAAUAUCUUGGGAGUAUAUUAAAUGUAGAUUCUUAGUUAUUUGCAUAUCUUGUUAAUACUGAUAAUUCUUAUGAAUUUUUUUAUGAAAAUAAAUCUAUUGUCGAUAUAAGAAAGAGAUCAAAAAAGUCAUAACUUUGCUUUCGAAAAUUAACUGAACAUGAAAUUAAGAUCAAGAACCAAAUCCCUAUUUAAUUUGAGAAUUAAUAUUUAGAAAAUUCAACAAGAAAGUCGUUUGACUAAAACGGUGUAUUCAUUUGUGAUAGGUAAAUGAAAUUAAAAUAAGUUCACUUAUUAAUAUUUAGUCACUAUCAAUAGUUUUUUUCUCACCAUAAUAUUGGAGGUUAUGGAGUCUACUUUUUAAAUUAAGUAUUUCGAACAUCUUAUCAUUUAGUAUUACACUUUAGUUUAUAGAACAAAUAAAAAUUCCUAGAAUCUAUGCAGAUUUUGUAAAGCUUAAAAUUGUGAUGAUUGUGAAGUCAAUUUCAAUGAUGAAACCAUAGAAGAAGUGAAGAAUAGAGCCUUUAAAAUUGAUCAAUAGUUCUUUUUUAAAAUAAUAAUUCUUUGGAAAUAAAGUCCAUUACAAAAUAUUAAAUUAUCAGAUAUGUUCAACUAUUAUGACAGAUUAUAUAAACUAGAAGGUAGGAAUUUAUAUUUAAAGUUUAAGCUUAGAGUACUCAAUAAAAUAACGUCGCCAAUAAUUCAAUUAUCUAAAAAUCCUCUUAAAUUACUCUCUAUGAUUGCUUGAAAUAUUCAUAGAAGCCCUAAUAGCUUAAAAAAGAAAACACUUGGUACUGCCAAAUAUGUAAAGUUCAUGUCAACGCAUUUUAAAGCGUUUAAAUUUAUAAGGUUUAACUUUGAUUUUAAAUAGACUCCUUAAUUAUUAAUUUUCAAAUUAAACAGGUUUAAGGCUCAAAAUAAACUGUUUCAAUAAAAAAUUGAGGACCUUGUAAAAUUUCCAAUAAAUAAUCUUGAUAUGACAGAUUACGUUAUUAAUACUAAUACUCCUAACGAAUUUUUGAAGGAAAAUGAAACUAAUAAUGGAGAAAUAAAUAAAACAAAAGUUAUCUAUGAUUUAUAUGCUAUAUCUAAUCAUUUUGGUGGAUAAGGAGUUGGACAUUACACAACCUUUGCAAAAAAUAAAGUAAUAAUAUGGACUAAAAUAAGUUUACUAAUAACUGGUAUAAUUUUAAUGAUUCUAUGAUAAAUCAAAUAAUGGAAUCUUCUGUUGUAUCGGAAUCAGCAUAUGUGCUAUGCUAUUAAUUAAAAUAAGAUGAAAAACAAUAAUGCUAAAAAAUCUAAGGAUGA